GUAGAGCCAGUCCCGAGUCGAGUUUGGUGAGAUUUAGUUGGAAGAUACUUGUAUCUGUGUAAAAUAAGAAAAAGAUUUGUCAGUGAAACAAUUUGAACAGUUGACAAGUGGUGAAAAUAAGUUUAUCAAGAAGUUAAAAUAAAGACAAUUAAAAUGGAACACCAAGUGACCGAAGCUAAUAAAAAGCCGUUUUUCUCGAGUUUCUCGAUCGAUGCGAUUCUCUCGCAUGAUCUGAAAAAUCAAGCUGUGAUCAGCUAUGAUGAACUACAGCAGUCGAUCGUGAAUUAUAAUGAGGAUCGCAGUGUUUCUGAUGGAGAUUCGAUUCGCGAUUGUGAUAGUCAGCCCCGAAUGGCGGACAGCCCGAUGAGUUCGGACAUGGAUGAUAAUAAAUCUGAGGAAGGUGAAGAUUCACAGAAGGGUUCAGAUGAAGAAGCGGAUAAAAAUUCAGCAAGUGCAGAAAAGCCCACGUACAGCUACAAUGCCUUAAUCAUGAUGGCGAUUAAAGACAGUCCUCAGCGAAGGCUGACUCUGAACGGAAUCUACAGCUACAUUAUCUCUCGUUUUCCGUACUAUAAGAAAAACAGGCAGGGCUGGCAAAAUUCAAUUCGCCACAAUUUGAGUUUGAACAAGUGCUUUGUGAAAGUAGCCCGGAAUUACGAUGACCCUGGCAAAGGAAACUACUGGAUGUUGGACCCAUGCGCAGAUGACGUUUUCAUUGGGGAAACUACCGGCAAAUUGCGGAGGAAAAAUCCGGGAUCUUCAUCGCGCUCGAAACUAGUCGCACUCAGACAUUCAAUGUAUCCAAUGAUGCAAGGAUUUCCUACCUAUAACAACUUCGCAUAUCCAACAGCAACAGCAGCAGCGGUUGCAGCUCAACAACAUCUACUUUUGGCGACCUAUGGUCGUCAUUCACCCUAUGCUCCGAAUUAUGCCCCUCAAAAUCCAUACGUGAACAACGUGAACCCCUACAUGGUCACCGGGAAUAACUUUCAACAAGGGCAAAACUUUGGAAACGGGACAGCUCCCUAUACCAGUGAUCUUUUGCAGCGCAUCCAAUAUCAACAGUUUCUUCAACGGCAAGGACGAGAAAGCUAAUUCUUGAAGCAACGCGAAAAUGAUGCAAAGAAGCAAUCAGGAAUGGAUUUCGUUAAAAAAUUCCUAUUGACGACCCUCCGUCAAGGAAGGUAUUGAACAAUUUGAUUCGACGAAUACUCUAGAAGGUGGUUAAGCUCUACACAGGAUCGUAUUCGUUCAGCGCUACUACUUCAUAUAAAAGAAAUGCUCAGUUUGUAGCUUCAGUUUCAGGAGAAAUUACCAGUGAAUGAUUUGCACGAUUUCUCUAUCGAUUGGAAAAAGAUUAGUUGCAUAAUUAGAUAUUUAUCUAUAUUCAAACAUAUGUAUACUAAUGAUUGAGAGAAUUACUCGGCUCUGUAAAUACAAACAAUAUUAAUUAGCGAAUUGCCGUGAAAUAUUGUAUAAAAAUCAGUAAAAAUGAAUCAAUCUAGCACAUCUUGUAAAUAAAGUCAUAAUCACAUCUUUGUGAAAACACCUUUCUAAAUGAUCUCGAAUUUAUUGUUUUCAAAAUGUUUAUUCAAUGUUAUGUAAUGUAUAAGUUUGAAGAAAAGAUAUUUAUUAAAAAAGACUGUCAAAACCUAAA
This is a messenger RNA of Hermetia illucens (black soldier fly), 1657 nucleotides long. Its product is annotated as fork head domain transcription factor slp1-like. Gene Ontology annotation, biological process: regulation of transcription by RNA polymerase II. NCBI's taxonomy places the organism in Eukaryota, Metazoa, Arthropoda, Insecta, Diptera, Stratiomyidae. The transcript has a single exon. Gene Ontology annotation, molecular function: sequence-specific double-stranded DNA binding; DNA-binding transcription factor activity. The coding region runs from base 154 to 1095 and encodes 313 amino acids. The record is from RefSeq and is a predicted model, not a curated record. Gene Ontology annotation, cellular component: nucleus.